Protopolystoma xenopodis is the source of this 474-nucleotide messenger RNA. The record is from the annotation of a GenBank genome assembly. Lineage: Eukaryota; Metazoa; Platyhelminthes; Monogenea; Polystomatidea; Polystomatidae.
AUGUACUGCCAGCACGACCCAGAUGCCAUUAGUCUUUCUUUGCCUUCGCUUGGCUUUGGUUCUCUACCCCUUCACACAGCUGCAAGCAAUGGCCGCAGUUCUUGUCUUAAACUCCUUCUGGCCGCUUCUUCCCCUCCUGUUCAACCUAUUUCGGAUCGGGGGCGCUAUGGUCGACCGAACGGUGCAGCUCAAUUUGGCAUCUGCUCUUCUCGCGGCCACUCACUGCCCCGUUCGGUGUCGAAUUACUGGCCUCGUAGUAAGGUUAAUCAACAAUGGCGGCCGGUCGCGCGACUACUCGCCCCACCGUGCUUAGGAUCCGCAGCUUAUUGCCGCUUUGUGCAGAUAAAGGACUACAUGAUGGAAGGAGAGGCCUUGGGCGAUGGCUACGCUGCCUCCACGCAACUGUACGCCUGUAGCCUGAAUGGUCUUUCUGCCACGUAUCGCGCUUCGUUUUGGUAUGAGACUAUUCGUUAG